AUGCCCACAAGACGCCAUCAUCACUGCCGGUCUUCGUCGUGGGAGGGUAAAAAGGUCAUCACCAACUGGCAUAUCCCCAAACUCGAGUUCAUGCAGAGCAUUGUCCCGAGCAUCCGCAAUACUGGUGUCCCCAUGCAGUGGACUGCGGAUGCAACAGAACACGCUCAUAUCACUGUCAUUAAAGUUCCAGCUCGGUCGAGCAACAAUAAUAAUUAUGACCCGCAAAUUUGCCGUCAUCUUGAUCGUGAGGAGGAGUGCCAUCGCUUUGACCUUGAAACAAGUCUACUCGAUCACGACAAGCUACGAUCAACAACUGUGGUUGAAGUUGACGAGGGAUAUGAGGGUGAUGAGGGAGACAAGGGAGACAAGGGAGACAAGGGAGACAAGGGAGACAAGGGAGACAAGGGAGACAAGGGAGACAAGGGAGACAAGGGAGACAAGGGAGACAAGGGAGACAAGGGUGACAAGGGUGACAAGGGUGACAAGGGUGACAAGGGUGACAAGGGUGACAAGGGUGACAAGGGUGACAAGGGUGACAAGGGUGACAAGGGUGACAAGGGUGACAAGGGUGACAAGGGUGAUGCUGAUGAAGAUAUACCAGUGGACCUCUUAUCCACUGUUGCUUUCCCUGGUCGCUCACGGCCAAUCAUGAAUUAUUUCAUGGUUGCAAACAGUUUACGCCACAAGGAUGUUGGCACCGUCCCUCGACCAUUACGCACGUUCACUGUUGGACGGACAGCAUUCCAUCUUGCUUACAGUCCAUCAAUCAGAAGUAUCGCUGUUGAUGAGGCAGCUGUAAAAUUUGGUCUUCCGGACUUACGACCUGCCAUCGCUGAUUUUCUCUACCGCCACGGUAUUCAUGGGCAACAUCAUGUCCAUCCAGUAGUGUGGUUCAAACUGCGCUUGCAAGACACAGACUUUCAUGAUUCCAGUGCUAUACAACCUGCGCAAAUGCUCAAUUGCACACCCCCUUGUGAUGUAUGGCCCUGGGGCCACUUUGAUACUGUUCUCAUUAAUAUCUGCGCUGGUUUCUCGUGGCCUGCCAGUGGGUUUCAAGGUCAUAGCGUGGUUCAAAUCAGGCUCAUUAUGAGGCUUCUCACAGGGAAUGCAUUGCAAGACUGCUUCCUCACUUACGUUCAUCGCUUUGAUUCUGUCACACUGUUGGGAUCUGAUGGUCGUGACCCAACUACACAGCUACACGUCUUCAAGAGGGCUAAGAGGUCGAAUGGAACUCGCCUUGGCGAUGUAAUCUUACUGUCCCAGGUCAGGUCUCCUAUAACCUCAUACCUCGGUUUGGUAGCAUUGCAGAUAACCGUCUCACUACUUCUAACUGCAUGGAAUACUGCUCGGAGUUUUGGCUAA
This is a messenger RNA of Suillus discolor, 1362 nucleotides long. RefSeq lists its product as uncharacterized. Lineage: Eukaryota; Fungi; Basidiomycota; Agaricomycetes; Boletales; Suillaceae. The transcript has 3 exons. The coding region runs from base 1 to 1362 and encodes 453 amino acids. The record is from RefSeq and is a predicted model, not a curated record.